Molecule: messenger RNA, 5733 nt
Organism: Mastomys coucha (southern multimammate mouse)
Lineage: Eukaryota; Metazoa; Chordata; Mammalia; Rodentia; Muridae
Gene: Fut9
Product: fucosyltransferase 9
Exons: 3
Coding region: 831-1910 (359 amino acids)
Cellular component (GO): membrane
Molecular function (GO): alpha-(1->3)-fucosyltransferase activity
Source: RefSeq, a predicted model, not a curated record
CAGAAGCGGUUACUGCAGGUCUAGGACAACAAUCUGACCGAAAAGGAGAGUGGAGGAGGGUGGCUGGCUGAGAGUCAGUAUCUGGGAGACGCAGCAAUGGAACCAGUGGCUAUGUGUGUGCGCACAGGUGCCACAGGCCUGGAGAGCAAUGCUGUGUCUCUGCAGCCUCCAGACUCAACACACGCGGCGGCUUGCUGAAACUGCAUCCGCAGCCGAGCGUGGGUACUCCCCGCCACAGCCACUGAAGGAAGAUCCGAAGGAAAGGGCGCGAAGGGGGAAGAAUGGAGUGGCAGGUUAUUGGGGCAAGACCCACAGGCUCAUUUCGGAGGUCCUGUAGUGGGAACCUGUACCCGACUGCUAUGCUCCUCCCUUCUCUUCCCAACUCUCGGUGAUCAUCUCCAUCUCCCCUAGCGCAUCCCUUCCCCCCCUCCCUGCUUUCUUUGCUCUCCCUCCCUGCCGCGUGCCUGCUCCCCUCCCCCUCUCCAGGCUGCUCUGGGCAGCAGCAACCUCGGCAGCCCCGGAGAUGGGAAGAGAGCGCGCGGGGCGCUGCAGCUCUGGAGUCGCAGAUCUUUCCUCUUCGGGUGUCCUGAGCCCCCGCCGCCGCUCUUGCCUCCUGGCUACCCUCCGACUCCGGCUACGCUACUAGGACAGCGCCGCCACCACCGCCAGCCCUCGUCCCGCCUGCGCCGCGCUGCCCUCACGCGCCCUGGAUGGAGCUUUCCCUCGCUGGGAUCGAUUUAGAAUGUGAAAACUCAAGUAUCUGAUAACACAGUGGAGUAGUUCAACACUCAUCUCUGCUUCCCAUGCUAUGUUCUCUACAGUGAAAAAUUAUGACAUCAACAUCCAAAGGCAUUCUCCGCCCAUUCCUAAUAGUCUGCAUCAUCCUGGGCUGCUUCGUGGCAUGUCUGCUUAUUUACAUCAAACCCACCAACAGCUGGGUCUUCAGUCCAAUGGAGUCUGCAAGUUCUGUGCUGAAAAUGAAAAAUUUCUUCUCCACAAAACCUGAUUAUUUUAAUGAAACUACUAUUCUGGUUUGGGUAUGGCCAUUUGGGCAGACCUUUGACCUUACAUCCUGCCAAGCAAUGUUCAAUAUCCAAGGGUGCCAUCUCACAACGGACCGUUCAUUGUACAACAAAUCCCAUGCGGUCCUGAUACACCACAGAGACAUCAGCUGGGAUCUGACUAACUUACCUCAGCAGGCCAGGCCCCCCUUUCAGAAAUGGAUUUGGAUGAAUUUAGAGUCACCCACUCACACCCCACAAAAGAGUGGCAUUGAGCACUUGUUCAACCUGACUCUAACUUAUCGCCGUGAUUCAGAUAUACAAGUGCCUUACGGCUUCUUGACGGUGAGCACAAAUCCCUUUGUGUUUGAAGUGCCAAGCAAGGAGAAGUUGGUGUGCUGGGUUGUGAGUAACUGGAAUCCUGAGCAUGUCAGGGUCAAGUAUUACAAUGAGCUCAGCAAGAGUAUUGAAAUCCACACCUAUGGGCAAGCAUUUGGAGAAUAUGUGAACGAUAAAAAUCUGAUUCCCACCAUAUCUACUUGUAAAUUUUAUCUUUCUUUUGAAAACUCAAUUCACAAAGAUUACAUCACUGAAAAGCUCUACAAUGCUUUUUUGGCUGGUUCAGUACCUGUUGUCCUGGGACCCUCUAGGGAAAACUAUGAGAAUUAUAUCCCAGCUGAUUCAUUCAUUCAUGUGGAAGAUUUUAACUCUCCCAGUGAGUUGGCAAAAUAUCUGAAGGAAGUUGAUAAAAACAAUAAGUUGUACCUUAGUUACUUUAACUGGAGAAAGGAUUUUACUGUAAACCUCCCACGGUUUUGGGAAUCACACGCAUGCCUGGCAUGCGAUCAUGUAAAAAGGCAUCAAGAAUAUAAGUCAGUUGGUAAUUUAGAGAAAUGGUUUUGGAAUUAAAGUGUCUGUCAUCGUCACAGUGAAAUAGAUUAAUGAGACAUCAUUCAAGUUUUCAGGAUAAGAAGAAACACUGCAUUUGGGUCACAGCUUAAUUUUUCCUGCCCUCCCUUGAGGACCAUGUAUAUUUUGAUGAAAUUUUUAAGAGACCAGAAUUAGCAAUCACUCAAUUUGAUUUUAAAUUAUCCUGUAUAUAUGUGAUAACGAGCAUUGGAAAUAAUUUAUUUGUCACUCUCAUUUGUAAACAUUCUGUUUUUACAUUUUAUAGUUGACUGUAAAGUAAGUUUAUGAUUUAAUUGCUUCUACAUCAAUCAAAACUUUAAUCUAUUUGGGAAAUGAGAAUACAUAUACUAAAAUAUGAAAGACUUUUUGCCAAAUAUUAUAAAGUUUAGAUUCUAGCUUAUACAAUGCUAACAAAGAAGAAUUAUUGAAUCACUUAAUUCUUAACCUCUUUGACAUCAAAGCUGAACACUACUGACAACUGAUAUAGUUUUUACCUGCACCACAUUUGUGAAGGUGGGCUAAUCGAUGUAGUUAAUAAGAAAGAUAUGAAGCAGAAAUGUUAUUAGAUUUCACAUUCAUUUUUAUUAAGUUGUUUUAUAAAUGCAGAUUCUCAAUAUUUUAAGUUAAAGAAAACAAGAAUUUUCAGAUGUACAAAUUAUGUGGUUUUAGGGAGUUUUUUGUCUGUUUGUUUUGUGUUUUUAGUGCCUAAUGAUACCUAAGAGAAUCUUUUGAUAGUUCUCUUUCAAAUCAUAAGGAUAAUCAUUAUUGUAGAAACAAAUAAUUCUCUCAUAACAAUAAAAAUGAUAUCUGCAAAUACAAAUAAACAUAUAAAUUGUACCAUUCAUAGAACUUUAAUUACUUCAUUCCUUUGAAAUAUUUUUCCAAAACAUCCAUAUUUAAGUUUUGUUACACCAUAUUUGGUAAUAAAUAGAAAUAAAACUUGAAAGAUCUAUCUGAUCAUUUAAAAGAGCUUAAAAUUUGUACUAAUAGGUCAAUUAUGUCACAAAACACAAUAAAGUGUGAACCUACAGGGAGUGCACAGUGCUGACACAGAGUAAGAUUUCAAUAUAUAUUUAUUAAAUAAAUUAUCAGUAUUUAAAAAGUCAUGGGCAAAUUUUUGUUUUUGAUAAAGGAACAGUUGUAGGCAAGAACUAUUAAUUGAAAAUUAUCUUUUUAUACCAUUUAAAAUAUUAUCCAUACACAGCAUAUGUUGCUAUUAUAUUCAGGGCUUUACACAACCAAUGUAAACUUAUUGCACUGAAUUUGGUGGCAUGUUAUCUAUGAGCUAUCAUCUGCCUGCACAAUCCUCUUCUAUAAGUAUAGAGGAGAGAAGUGGGCAAAUGCAAAUACAAUAGAUUAGAAAAAAAAGAGAUACUGAAGACACUUACAGAAAUGGUUUCUUCAAAGGAUUUCUAAAGCCUGUGUCUAUUCUGUUCAAAACCUACAGAAAAAAAAUGUUCUGAUGUUCUAUUUGGAUCUUUCGUGGCUCUUUAUAUUUUUCUAUUAUGUAUUGCAAUCAACCGAACUCAGGCUAGUUCUCCUCACCUAUAGAGAAGAUGCAUUUCAGUUUGAUAAGCAGGAAGUAUGUGCUCGAUGAGAGUAUAAGCUCCCUUAGCAUGGGAAACAUUUAAGCAAAGAAAGAGCACAGAACUAAUCAGAGAGUUUCAUCCUAUGUUCUUUUCUUUCUUUCUUUCUUUUUUUAAGACAUGGUUACACAGGUAAUAUUGUCAAUCUCAAACUGCCACAGAAGUAAAGAUGGAAACAUGUUGUCACUGCAGGGCUUACGAAAUAAAGCUUCCUACAAUCUGCAUCUACUACUCUCAAUGGAGAUUGUACAAUUUAGUGAAAAACAAAAAUACUAAACAAUACUAGUAAAUUUACCCCAUUGUUUACCUACUCAACGUGUAUUAGAGUGGCGACCCAACAUAGAUUUUCUCUAGAUUGUCUCUUUUUUCCACACAUCAUUUUUACAUUUAAAUCAAAAAAUAGUACAUAUACAUAGAUACUCUCCUAAAUGCUCAUAUAUUUAUUUGUUUAAAAGCCAAUUUCAUACAUUUACUUGGUUUUUUUAUCCAUAAAUUGUAGAGACCUAAACAUGUGUUGCUAAGUUUAGAAUUUGCUUUCACUGAAAAUUGAAAAGCAUGUGAUGCUGCUUUCAUACCCCAUUGCUAAAUUGGAUGCUAAGAGAUAUGAAGGCAGUUGCCUCUUAUGUUGACUAUGAAUUUGAGCUCAUUCUUGGACUGGAACUACAAUUAAAUGCCAAUAGUGUAAGCCAAGAUAAGGUAUCAAGUAUUCCACAGUUGCAUCUGUAUAUUGAGAGCCUGAUGCCAAGCCAUAGAACGUCUGAACUUCAAGUCCACAGUUAGAGCCUGCUUUUUAGCUAGAAGAAUAUAUAAUAAUAUUCAUAUGUCAAACUUUUCUUCCUUUCUGUGAACUCACUAGUUACUGAUUUGUGACAUAUUUAUUCCUGAUAUGUUGAGAGACAGGCAUGUCAACCUCACACGUAGUGAUUAUAGAGAUUAGAAUUUAAGGAUCCUAUUGCUAUGAAUCAUGUUUCCUCUCUGCCCUAUCCACACUUUAUUAUACAAAUAUAUCUCAUUUCCUAUAAAUGUGAAUAUUACCUGGCAGUUUUUAGUGCCUGUAGGAUGGUAUGUUCUGGGACGACUUUAGUUUUUGAAAAUAUAUUAAACAGAACUUUGAGAUGUUGACACUCUUUCUGAUAUUAUUGUUUUAGCUGUUGACCUUUAGCAGAAGGGAUGAGCUUCACUAUGUGUAAGUGGGAAAUGACCCCUGAAAAGAUAUGCCAUUGGCUGCACUGUUAGCAAAUUCUGUGGCUCACACUUUUUAUAAGGAUAUCUCAUAUGAAAGAUAGAUUGAUUCAAGCAAAUUGGUUUGCUGCUUGUAUAAUAAAAGCAGAUAAUAUGCCUAGAGAUCAAUGAUUACUCUAAAAAGGUCAUGAUCAUGUUUUUCACCUAAAAUUGUAGAAAGUCAUUAUCACCAGUGCUGAGUAUUUAAUUGACAAUUAUUGCAAGUCUUAUUAAUAGGAAUACAAAAUAAUUAUUUUAAGCUUUCCUGAAGAGAAAUAUACUGACAUCAAUUUAGCUAUAUUGUAGAGAGGGAAGAUCAUGAUAGCCAUAUAUUUUAGGACAGCCAUGACCUGAAGAAGUAGAAGGUAUAAAAAAAAAAAUAUUAGUGGGAAACCAGCAUCAGCUUAUAUAAUUCACAUUUACUUUGAAAAGCUGAGUCCUAGAGUGUACAAAGCUUGAAUCAAAACUGUUAAGGUAUAAAUGGAUAGAAUACUUAGAGAAUUAUCUGUUAAGUCUUUAAACUCUUGCCUUUAAUUGGAGAUUAAAUAAAAAAGGAAUAAAAACAAAAAUAAGCUACUUAGAUUUUUUUUUACUGAACUUUUUUCAGGAUAGAUUUCAUGUCUGUUACUUGACAAGAAAGUAUCUGUGUGGAUUAAUGUUUUUUAAAACGUAUUAGCUCUCCACAUUUUUAUUUUGUACUUGAUGAUGUCAGCUCCCCUCAACUCUAAUCGCAAGAGAGUUUUGUUAAACAUUGUAAUCAAGGUCUAGAUAUGUGAGAUUUUAGCAGUUCUACAUGCAGAAGUGGUUAUUAAUGAAUGCCUAGUAAAUAGUUACAUCAAUGAAAUUAGUGGACAUGAAAGAUACUUUAAUGUCAUCAAAAUACCACCUUCUUCAUUUGAAAUGGAGAUAAUCUUUUCUGUUAAAAUUGUUCCCAGAUACAGAGAAUAGACAGGUUAAGUCCUUUUUAUCAUAUGUUUAAAAAAAACCCAAAUAAAUAAAUGUUAUGAAAGAUCAAA